Molecule: messenger RNA, 753 nt
Organism: Cyclocybe aegerita
Lineage: Eukaryota; Fungi; Basidiomycota; Agaricomycetes; Agaricales; Hemipholiotaceae
Source: the annotation of a GenBank genome assembly
AUGCGAUCCUAUGCAUGGAAAGUGAGUACCGAUUCACCUACACGACGUAGAGAUUCGCUCUACAUUCUCUAUCGUACGUCAUUUGGAUGGAGGCUGCAGAUCGUCGUCGUUCGUUCAGGGAUCUAUUGGCAGGCGACUCUAUCCUCGCAGCUGCCCCACGUCGGUGGGCCCCUCAUGGGUGAUCCUCUUCCGCCUUUGGAAGCAUUACCAUUGUCCGUGCGUCGGGUAUCCCGGGCACGUAAAUCUGAACUGUGGAGCCAUCUCGUCGGCGCAGAGCCUGUGCCCAUGGAGAAGCAAUCAUGUGGAGGAGUGUGGAGGACUUUCAGGGGAUCCAUCAUCGCUCUACUCCCAUCCACAAAGAACCCAAUGUGCUAUUUCUAUUUCAAGCUUGGGCGGCCUGCUAUAAAUACGCCGUUCCUUUCGUUAUGCACUCAGACCUCGUCUUCGGGGCUCAAGACACGGCACUUCAACAACAUCAUUUCCGAGCUGACGUCCUCGCUGCGCAUUCACACCGAGUGCGGUUCGCGCCUCGGCGGUGUCAGCCUCGAGUUUACGGGAGAACUCAACGACGAAGGCUUCAGCGUUACAGAAUGUCUCGGCGGUAGUAUGGAGCUUACCGAGGAGGAGCUAGGACUGCGAUACCAGUCAUUCUGUGAUCCAAGAUUGAACUUUGAACAGAGUCUUGGCGGUGUGACGGAUUUGAAGUAUCCCAAGGAGAUCCAUGGGAUCUAUUUUACGUUUCUUGCCAUUUAG